Messenger RNA from Penicillium mononematosum, 384 nucleotides. RefSeq lists its product as uncharacterized. The record is from RefSeq and is a predicted model, not a curated record. Lineage: Eukaryota; Fungi; Ascomycota; Eurotiomycetes; Eurotiales; Aspergillaceae. The transcript has 2 exons. The coding region runs from base 1 to 384 and encodes 127 amino acids.
AUGGCUGUUCCUCAACAAACCGGCUCGAUCACCACGGCUGCAGCUCCGGCGGUGAUCACCCAAGGCCCCGAGCUCUUAUGCUCAGAUGGACAGACUGCCGUCUACACGACAGACUGUACAAUGGGAACCCCAAUCUCGUAUUGCUUUAGCCAGGAGCCUCCACUCGAGUGCCCACAGGGAUCCUUCCCGUCGGUUUGGCAUCCAGAUCAUUGCAUGGAGCAAUCGAGCUGUUUCCCUCUCAGUGAACCCUGGAUCACCACGAAGUGCUCGAAUGGGGCUAUCCCGUAUUCGACGUCGACCAUCUACCAGGGCACGUUGGUGGGAGGAGAAUCGACUGUGAUUAGGGCUACUGUCCACGGUGACGACCUCUGUGUCGAUCAAUGA